UAGUGUUAUCUGUGGUUAUUACCAUUUAACACUGCACAGCGCGUAUUUCAGGGCGUUUCAGGGAGUUGCCGGACAGAGAUGAGUAUUCGUUGGCGGUAGAUAAGUGGCGAAGGAAGGUGACAGUAGGGUGUAUGUCAACGUGGUCUGAGCGUGGCUGUAGAACCAUCAGUUUCUAAUGGACAGCACAGGAAAGAAAGUUAUUGUAUGUGACAAUGGAACGGGGUUUGUCAAGUGUGGCUAUGCAGGAUCUAACUUCCCAGCUCACAUUUUCCCUUCCAUGGUUGGGCGACCCAUCAUACGAGCAGUUAAUAAGAUUGGUGACAUAGAAGUGAAGGAUAUGUAUGUCAAAGACUUGAUGGUUGGUGAUGAAGCCAGUAAGCUUAGGUCCAUGCUGGAAGUGAACUACCCCAUGGAAAAUGGAAUAGUUAGAAACUGGGAGGACAUGUGCCAUGUGUGGGAUUAUACGUUUGGUCCUGAGAAGAUGAACAUUAAGCCCCAGGAAUGCAAGAUCCUGUUAACUGAACCACCAAUGAACCCUACAAAAAACAGGGAGAAGAUGAUUGAGGUGAUGUUUGAGAAGUACCAGUUCGCUGGAGCAUACAUAGCAAUUCAGGCGGUUCUCACUUUGUAUGCACAAGGUCUGUUGAGCGGUGUCGUCGUGGAUUCAGGUGACGGCGUCACACACAUCUGUCCAGUGUAUGAAGAAUUUGCUCUUCCUCAUUUAACCAGGAGGUUAGACAUUGCAGGGAGAGACAUCACUCGAUAUCUUAUCAAGCUGUUGCUGUUGAGAGGGUACGCUUUCAACCAUUCAGCAGACUUUGAGACUGUCAGGAUAAUGAAGGAGAAGCUGUGCUACAUUGGAUAUAAUAUAGAAACAGAACAAAAGCUGGCUCUCGAGACAACUGUUCUUGUGGAACCUUACACACUACCAGAUGGGCGCGUGAUUAAGGUUGGUGGGGAGAGAUUUGAGGCACCAGAAGCCUUGUUUCAGCCACAUCUUAUAAAUGUUGAAGGACAAGGCAUUGCAGAAUUGGUAUUUAACACAAUUCAAGCUGCGGACAUUGACAUGCGAACUGAGCUGUACAAGCAUAUUGUGUUAUCUGGGGGCUCAACUAUGUAUCCUGGAUUACCAAGCAGACUGGAGCGCGAGAUCAAGCAGCUGUACCUGGAACGAGUGUUGAAGAAUGAUAUAGACAAGCUAUCGAAAUUUAAAAUUCGCAUUGAAGACCCUCCGCGGCGUAAGGACAUGGUAUUCAUCGGUGGCGCUGUUUUGGCUGAAGUGAUGAAGGACCGGGACUCGUUUUGGGUGUCCAACGAAGAAUAUCAGGAGAAGGGUGUUGGUGUGCUCAAGAAGCUGGGAACCAGAGCCAGCUAAAAUGACAUAUACAAACAGUCGUUUUUCUGAGUAGAUGAUUGUAAACUUGCACAACUUGAAUCUUUUUUAUAUAAAACUUGUGUUGCAUUGCCUGCAUUAGCAUCCCUUAUCUGUAAAUAGCACACUUAUACUUAUCAACAGUAUCACAAACUUGCACAAUUAUGCAGUUUGGUGUGUCACUGAAUGUUUAGGAUUUUACAUAGGUAAUGAAACCAGUCUUCAUUAUGUAUGCAGAACCUGAACAGAUACCAGGAAAGCAGAGCGGUUACCUCACUUCUUUAAAGUCUAUGUGGUAAUGUGUAAAGACACUACAUAAUUGAUUGACAGUAGAGACUUUUUUUCAAAAUUGUAAGUUCAAACAAUUUAGGUAAUUAUUAUAUAAUUGUUCUCCUAUCUACAAAAAUUGGUCUUAAGUGCUUUUGCAAAUAUUUAUCUGUGUUAAAGAUGCUACUUUACAUUUAUCUUGAUAAACUGAAGAAGAAUGUUUAUGAAGGUGAAAAAGUCACUUGAAUGUGUGGCUUUAUGUUAAUGCAUUUAAAAGCACACUGUAAUAAAAUGCCAGAGUUCUGCAUUGUCUGAAGAAGGAGUGAUGUGCUAAACUAGAGAUUUCCUGUGCUGGCAGUAUUAAAACCUACCCAGUAGAUGGAAAGACCGUGAUUGUGACAGCGAAUGUGUAGAGAAGUACUGUCAAAAAUUCUUUUCUGCAUGAUUCCCGAGUUUUUUGACGUAUUUUCAAUUGAGGAUUCUUCUACAUACUGUAAGACUAACUUCCCAAGGGAAAUUGUUCCUGAACCAAUUCAACCUCUGUCUGUUCUAAAAUCCCCUGUUAUGAAGAAAGAUUCUUCACGAUCAUCACGUGGGUCUACCAGUUGGAACCUGUGCAGAGCCAUUUCCUUUCUGUUUUGCUGUUUGAUUUGCACACCUAAAAAGUGACCAUCUACUGGGAAUCAGAAGUAACAGAACUUGGUAGUACUGGCAGUAUAUAUGUGCUUAAAUCUACACAAAAUUCAUGCAUGGAAACAUGUUUUUUUAUCAUCACGCAUUUAUAUCAGUCAUUUUCAUUACCCCAAAGCCCAUCUGUGUUUUCGCACCACUGAAACAUUCCCAUUGGCUGUAUCCAAGUAGUCACUCGCUGACUCAAAGCUUAUAGUAAAGUUUAUAUUGUUCUGCAGUCUGUUGCAGUAAGAUAAAACUGGCUGUAGCAUUAGACCUUGAAAUUUAGUUUGCACUGAAUGUUCACACGAGCUACUCGGGCACCCACCGCCUAGUGCAUCAUGUGGCCUGGAAACGUGUAAAAUAUUGUAAUUGUGCAAGUGGAAGUGAAGUGCUUCUGACUUGUGAGUCUGAUGGGAGUGAUUUUCUUCUGUGAUUAACUUGGUAAGGAAAUUGAAGAAGAAACAGAUUGUUGCAAGAGCAAAGAGACCCAGGUUGUGAGAAUUUUCAACACGUACCCAAACCUGAUGAUGGCCACAUUGGGCUGAAAGUUGAUCUUAAAAAGAAUAAAACUGUGAACACUUUGUAAAAGUGACUGACAGGAAUUGGACAUAACGCAUCUGGAUGCUACGCUACAAACUUAAUAAAUAUAAUUAUAUCAGAUUAAAUUUCACAUUCUUCUUAACAUUGCCAGAAAAUUUCAUAAAAUUCUUUUCAACAGUUUUUAAAAUAGGUGAAAAUUAAAAUUUCUCUGUAAACAUACUCCAUCACGGUUGAGGGGUCUUUUAAGUACCACUACAGUGUGUAACUGGUUGGGAUUUCAGAUACCGAUUUGAAGGGUUAAAGCUUCCAGCUAAAAGAGCAAACAUUACCUAUGAUACAAAGAUGUUCUUCCUUUCCCUUUCAAGUGUUUACUAUAAGUAACUACCUAAAUUUGAAGAUGAAAUUAGAAUUAUAAUUCUUAUAGGUUUGGAUUCUUAAUAAACAGAUUUUUUUACUGUA
Zootermopsis nevadensis is the source of this 3310-nucleotide messenger RNA. It is a transcript of the gene Arp2, whose product is annotated as Actin-related protein 2. The record is from RefSeq and is a predicted model, not a curated record. NCBI's taxonomy places the organism in Eukaryota, Metazoa, Arthropoda, Insecta, Blattodea, Termopsidae.